CUCUACUGGGCCGCCCCGCCCGACCUGCGCCCCCGCCCAGCCCCCCGGGGUCCCCAGCAGCCGCCCAGCCACACCCUGCCCUUCACGAACCACAUAGCCGCACUACACGCGGCGUACGGCAAGCACGUGCUGCUGCUAGACCUGCUGGUGGGGGGCGCGCACCGGGGGGCGGGGCUGAGGCUGCACGACACACUGGCGCAGCAGGCUGCCAUGAUGAACGCACGACUCAAGGAACAAGCAGCUGCUGGUGGUGGUGGUGGUGGUGGUGGUGCCACAUCCGCUACGUCUGCAGCAGCAGCUGCGGCAGGCGGGGG
Messenger RNA from Astrephomene gubernaculifera, 314 nucleotides. NCBI's taxonomy places the organism in Eukaryota, Viridiplantae, Chlorophyta, Chlorophyceae, Chlamydomonadales, Astrephomenaceae. The record is from the annotation of a GenBank genome assembly.